Molecule: messenger RNA, 2610 nt
Organism: Plasmodium cynomolgi strain B
Lineage: Eukaryota; Apicomplexa; Aconoidasida; Haemosporida; Plasmodiidae
Exons: 3
Coding region: 1-2610 (869 amino acids)
Source: RefSeq, a predicted model, not a curated record
AUGGGCCUGUACUUCCCCGAAGGGGCGGAGGAGGAGGAGCCCGACAGGGGAAGCGCAGCUGGACGUAGUAGUGUCGUUAUGGGCGGCAACGUCGCUAUGGGUGGCAAUGUCGCUAUGGGCGGCAAUGUCGUUAUGGGCGGCAACGUCGCUAUGGGCGGCAAUGUCGUUAUGGGCGGAAAUGUCGCUAUUCACCGAAGCGUCGUUGUUGAUGAGACAAUGGACGGUGCUGUAGAUGGUAACGUUGGUAGCCACCAUAGAGAUGAUGAUCGCCGUGGUGGAGGGGACAAGGCUACUACCCCAGAAGACUGUGGCACCGAAGGCAGCGCUGCCGAACCGAGGGUCAUGGGACCAUCUCCCCUGCACCUGAUGAAAGAUGCUUAUAUCGAUAGAAGCGUAAGCGAAGAAAAGCAGAGCUCGUGCACCCCUCCUAAUGACACGUCGGAAAAUAGUUACGGGCAUGUGCAGGUCAACAUCCCCAACUUCGACCUGACGGAGGCGGACAGCAAUCCUCGUGAGGAGAUGAACGAGGGUAGGUCGGACAAGUCGGACGAUGGAAAAAUGAAGCUGAAAGUGCAGAACCUCCUCAAGCUUAUAGGGCUUCUCAAGGCCCAGAUAAACCAGAAGGACCACGAGAUAUAUCAAAUGGAACUGGACUUCAAGCUGAAGAGUCAGCAGUGCGAGAGGAGCAGCGCGCGCCUGAACGAGCUGUUCGUGGAAAACGAGAGCUGCUCGGACAACACGGACGGGGCAUCAGGGGGAGCAGCGUCCAUCGCGGCUGCUGCGGCUGCGGCUGCUGGAGGCAUUGGCGGUAUUGGCGGCAUUGGGACCGCUGCAUCCGUUGGAGCAGCGGCAGGACCCCCCGGUGGGGGAGACUUCCUUAUGAGAAAAAUGAAAAAUAUUUUAAUUUCACAAAACGAAGAAAUAGUGACCCUGAAUGAGGAACUGAAAAAAAAAAACAAGGAGCUCUUUUACCUGAAUGAAGAAAAUAUGACAAAAAAUGAAAAACUAGCAGAGUUGAAAAAAGAAAUAGAAAAAAACUACAUGAAUCUAAUGGCAUACAAGAGUGUGAAAAACGAAAUGGAGGUUGAUGCAAACAACAAAGUACAUCGUGUAGAAAACUGCCUUAAUGUAACGAACCAAAAGCUACUCAAAAAUGAUAUAUAUAUAAAGGAAAAAAAACUGAACAUAGAAAAACAAAAGAGAGUAAUAAAAGAAUUAUACAGUCAGCUGAACAAGAAGGAGGAACAGAUAACAGAACUCAGGAGCAUAAUCGAAAGCAUCGAACUGAAUAACAACAGAGAUAUCAUAAAGUACAAGCAAAGCAACACCGACCUCAUUAACCGUCUAAGUCUAAAUAACUCCCUCAUGAAUAGUCAAAAAAUAGAAAUCGAAAAUAUGCAUAUGAACUAUAAACAGCUGGAGGAGGAACUGAAAAAUAAAGACAAUGAACUGAAGAAGCUUCACGAAAAUUUGCUUGCCAAGGAUGAAGAAAAUAACAAAAUGGUUCACGAUAUGAAUCGGUUGAAGUUCGAUAUGGAGAUAAAAAAUAUCGAUGUGGUUAACGUGAAGCAGAAAAUAAAACAUAUAAAGAAGGAGUGUGCCAUCCAUUUGAAGAAACAGAAGGAACGCUUCACCAGUGUCAUUAACGAAAUUUACAAGGAGAAGGAUGAGGUCAUUCAGGGCCACGUCGAGGAGUUCGCCAAGCUUUCUGCGCACUACAAUGAAGCGCUCGCGGCCAACGAGACCAUCAAGAAUGAGCUAAACCUGCUCAAGGACGAAGUGUUGAAGAAAUCGUGCGAAGUGGAGAAGCUCCAGGACAGGCUACUCGACUAUGAAUCGAAGCUACUCAUUUACGAAAAUAACAACGAGAUUAAAAUUCUGAAGAAAAAUGAGGACCAUUUGAGGAAGCUGCUCAGCAAACACAUACACAGGAAUGAGAAGCUACUUAAUACAACUCUCCUGUUGCAAAAGUCCACACUAGAAAAUAACACACUCGAAAAAAAGAUAAUUGAACUGAAGGCCAAGACGUAUAGGAAGGACCAAGAGAUAAAGAAGCUGCAGGAGACUAAUUGGAAAAAAAAAAACUCCAUAAGGAACAGCAGCAUUUCUCAGACGGAUGACGCUAUCGAAUUGAGUGACGAUUUGAAGGAUCAUCACCACCCUAGUGGGGGAAGAAGAAGGAGCAGGGGGGCGGCGGGUAGCCUCAUGCAUUACAGCGAUGACUGCCUCGAUGCGGGGAACCACAUGCUCGAUUAUAACAACAGGGUGGAAAAAAACAACGCACUAGACGCUAUGCUGCUCGAGGGGGACAGCAACCUCAUGAUGGGGGUCAAAGAUGACGCAGCCUCGGCAGUGUCACUCCCCCUGGGCACGCCCCUCGCCGCCACCACCGCUCUCGAGGAUGACCCAGUUUACGUGGCCCUCUGCGAGUUCAGCCACAGCGUCAAAGAAACCAACAUUCCAUUUCAGAUAAAAAAAACGAGUGGAAACAUGUACCUCCUUAACGAGAAAGAAGUUCUCAUAAAAUUCAUAAAUGGAGAUUUGUACGUGGAGGACGGCUCCCAUUUGGUUAAGUUGAAUGACUUCUUACUGACCAGUGGAUCGAGCUAA